AUGUCAGACUCUCAUCGGGACCAUGUCAGACUCUCAUCGGGACCAUGUCAGACUCUCAUCGGGACCAUGUCAGACUCUCAUCGGGACCAUGUCAGACUCUCAUCGGGACCAUGUCAGACUCUCAUCGGGACCAUGUCAGACUCUCAUCGGGACCAUGUCAGACUCUCAUCGGGACCAUGUCAGACUCUCAUCGGGACCAUGUCAGACUCUCAUCGGGACCAUGUCAGACUCUCAUCGGGACCAUGUCAGACUCUCAUCGGGACCAUGUCAGACUCUCAUCGGGACCAUGUCAGACUCAUCGGGACCAUGUCAGACUCAUCGGGACCAUGUCAGACUCUCAUCGGGACCAUGUCAGACUCUCAUCGGGACCAUGUCAGACUCUCAUCGGGACCAUGUCAGACUCUCAUCGGGACCAUGUCAGACUCAUCGGGACCAUGUCAGACUCAUCGGGACCAUGUCAGACUCAUCGGGACCAUGUCAGACUCAUCGGGACCAUGUCAGACUCAUCGGGACCAUGUCAGACUCAUCGGGACCAUGUCAGACUCAUCGGGACCAUGUCAGACUCAUCGGGACCAUGUCAGACUCAUCGGGACCAUGUCAGACUCAUCGGGACCAUGUCAGACUCAUCGGGACCAUGUCAGACUCAUCGGGACCAUGUCAGACUCAUCGGGACCAUGUCAGACUCAUCGGGACCAUGUCAGACUCAUCGGGACCAUGUCAGACUCAUCGGGACCAUGUCAGACUCAUCGGGACCAUGUCAGACUCAUCGGGACCAUGUCAGACUCAUCGGGACCAUGUCAGACUCAUCGGGACCAUGUCAGACUCAUCGGGACAAUGUCAGACUCAUCGGGACCAUGUCAGACUCAUCGGGACCAUGUCAGACUCAUCGGGACCAUGUCAGACUCAUCGGGACCAUGUCAGACUCAUCGGGACCAUGUCAGACUCAUCAGGACCAUGUCAGACUCUCAUGUCAGACUCAUCGGGACCAUGUCAGACUCAUCGGGACCAUGUCAGACUCAUCGGGACCAUGUCAGACUCAUCGGGACCAUGUCAGACUCAUCGGGACCAUGUCAGACUCAUCGGGACCAUGUCAGACUCAUCGGGACCAUGUCAGACUCAUCGGGACCAUGUCAGACUCAUCGGGACCAUGUCAGACUCAUCGGGACCAUGUCAGACUCAUCGGGACCAUGUCAGACUCAUCGGGACCAUGUCAGACUCAUCGGGACCAUGUCAGACUCAUCGGGACCAUGUCAGACUCAUCGGGACCAUGUCAGACUCAUCGGGACCAUGUCAGACUCAUCGGGACCAUGUCAGACUCAUCGGGACCAUGUCAGAGAAACUAAUGAGCAAUGA
This is a messenger RNA of Knipowitschia caucasica, 1353 nucleotides long. NCBI's taxonomy places the organism in Eukaryota, Metazoa, Chordata, Actinopteri, Gobiiformes, Gobiidae. The record is from the annotation of a GenBank genome assembly.